Haliotis rufescens (red abalone) is the source of this 1723-nucleotide messenger RNA. Its product is annotated as hemicentin-1-like. The coding region runs from base 216 to 1088 and encodes 290 amino acids. The record is from RefSeq and is a predicted model, not a curated record. The transcript is spliced from 6 exons. Gene Ontology annotation, biological process: cell-cell adhesion. Lineage: Eukaryota; Metazoa; Mollusca; Gastropoda; Lepetellida; Haliotidae. Gene Ontology annotation, molecular function: cell adhesion molecule binding. Gene Ontology annotation, cellular component: cell-cell junction.
AUACGUCGUAAUUUAAGCAAGACCUACCUCAGUCCGUGGGUGAUCACUACAUGUACACUACGUGUAUCCAAGAUGCAGACUCUUACCAUGCUGACUGGUCUAUGCUAAGAACACGCAGGUGAAGAAACUGACAUUGGGUCACAGUGCUUUCGGAUACAAGUUGUUACAGACACAAAUCAAAGCCACCGUGUGCAUUAACAGACGCAGCGUGCGGGAUGAGGGGAGGUCAAACAUGGCUGUUACUACUAAUGGUGCUGGUUGACCGUUGUCAAGCCGUUCCUCCAGUCAUCUCCGGGUUUCCUUCAGUCUACCGAGUUAUAGCAGGUGACGAAGUGGGCAUUGACUGCAGCACCUACACAACCGACGGUGUACCGCCGACCACCACGUACAGCUGGCGGAGCGGCGCCUACCGCCAAGAUGGUCCUGUUCUGGGGCGGGUUGUUCAAAGGGGUAUGGACAGUGAAACCUACAACUGUACAGCAUCCAACACCCAAGGAGAGGCCACAGCGUCUGUGUUCGUUGAUAUACUAUACGGACCAUGGCCCCCUCCACGUGGAUCUUCAGAGAGAAUGAUGGAAUUUUCGAACUUUGGAGAAGAUGGAAGGGGUGGAUUCACCCCAGGGAACCCCAACGUUACAUCCUUUGUGUGGACAGGGCCUCAGAAUUUCACAUCAAACGGUUCUAUACUGUACAUCCAGAACAUUACCAGAUCUCAGCGAGGGACUUAUACCUUGACCGCCUCCAACUUUCUACAGCCAACAAACAAACCUCCAGUGUGGGCUGAAACGUAUUAUUAUGUCCAUCUUGACGUGUACUACCCUCCAAACAUAUCCGGCCUACAAAGAAGCAUCUUGUUGGAGAAUGUCCUAAACCUGAAUUGUAGUAACUACACAACGCCAGGCAACCCAGAUUUCGAGAACACGUUCAUGUGGAGUGAUGAGGAUGGCAACAACAUCACCGGCCCAAUUCUGACCCUCAACUCCUCUUUUAUUGGGACUAGGACCAAACUCCGCUACACCUGUUACGUCAGCAACUUAAUUGGGAGCGACACAGCCUACGUUGAUGUGAUUCUGGUUUAUUCCAUCUGAGGUAAGUAGGUCACCGUCACUAACACUGCCGGAAUGAAGUCAAGAUGGACUUCGCGGACUAAGCAAUGGAAAACAAAAAGAUCGCAGAUCUUGCGAGUUAUGACGGUAGGUCCAUUUUUUCUUUAUCUUAGCUUUCAUAGUACAAUUUCUUAACAAAUGAUUUUGUUGAUUUCUCUUGGUGUGUAUAAAACAUCUAUCUAUAUGAAAGCAUAGUUGAAACUUCUAUAUGCAGAUGCUUUGUCAGUUUUUGUCAGUGAAAAUAUUUCAUGAAGAAUGUUCCUUGUUGCUUUUGGCCUCUAUGUUAUUGCUACUUGUAUAUUCAACCUGUUGCGGUAGUUAUAGUUACACUAAAGGCUUUAGUUGCAGGCAGCUCUUCUGCAUGUUAUCUGCUUGAUUCCACUAAGCAUAGUAAACAUCUAAUCGUCAGGUGGAUGAAAUCUUUAUUCAUUUUACGUUCGAUGUGCUUAACCUAUAGCUUAUAAAAAUGUCAAAUAUUGGCACACAUCGUAAUAUAAAAUUUUGAAAAAUAUCUAUUUCAUAUUCUUUAACAUUUCAGAUACAACUCAGAGGAAUCCUAACAAUGCAGCAUUCGGAAAACGAUCUGAUGAGAAAUCAAGCGCCAAAAGCAUUCAUUU